This is a messenger RNA of Entrophospora sp. SA101, 1428 nucleotides long. Lineage: Eukaryota; Fungi; Glomeromycota; Glomeromycetes; Entrophosporales; Entrophosporaceae. The record is from the annotation of a GenBank genome assembly.
AUGCAAUACAACCCUGUAGUUGUUGAACCACUUAUAUUAUGCUGUCAAUGUGGCAUAGAGGUUUCACCAAAUCCUUCAAAUAUGUGUAUCAACUGCAUUCGAAAUGAGGUUGAUAUCACUGAAGGAAUUCCAAAACAGGCGAUUAUACAUUUUUGUCGUAAUUGUGAAAGAUAUCUACAACCACCAACUAUUUGGGUUAGUGCAGAGCUUGAAAGUAAGGAAUUAUUGGCCUUGUGUAUAAAGAAAUUAAAAGGCUUGAAUAAAGUACGAUUGAUUGAUGCCGGAUUUAUAUGGACAGAACCUCAUUCAAAAAGAAUUAAACUUAAACUCACUAUACAAAAAGAAGUUUUUGCAUCAACACUUAUACAACAAAUUUUUGAAGUAGAAUUUGUUGUCAAUCAUCAACAAUGUAAUGAUUGUACUAAAAUAAUGGCAAAGAAUACAUGGAAGGCAUUAGUUCAAGUUAGACAAAAAGUCAAUCAUAAAAGAACUUUUCUAUUUUUAGAGCAACUUAUACUUAAACAUCAUGCUCAUAAAGAUACAAUCAAUAUAAAAGAAGUUAAAGAUGGUCUUGAUUUCUAUUAUUCUAAUCGAUCUCAUGCCAACAAAAUGGUAGAAUUUUUAAAUUCUGUUGUUCCUGUCAGAACUAAAACUUCUGAACAACUUAUUUCAACUGAUAUUCAUAAUAAUACUUCAAAUUAUAAAUUUUCGCAUUCAGUAGAAAUAGUCCCAAUAUGUAAAGAUGAUUUAAUCUGUUUACCAUUGAAAAUUUCUCGUUCACUUGGAAAUAUUAGUCAAUUGGUUAUUUGUUAUCGUGUUGGAAAUUCUAUACAUGUUAUGGAUCCAAAUACACUGGCAGUAUCUGAACUUGCAACUGCAACAUAUUGGAGGACACCAUUUAAUGCUUUGGCAUCAGCACAAAGUUUAACAGAAUAUUAUGUGUUGGAUGUUGAACCUUUACCUCAAGUUCGUGGAAAGUAUAUGUUGGCAGAAGUUCAAGUAGCAAAAUCAACAGAUUUUGGUAGAAAUGAUCAAACAUAUUUUGUCAGGACACAUUUGGGCAAUAUUUUGAAAUCAGGAGAUUUGGCAUUAGGAUAUGAUCUAACUUCAUCAAAUUUUAAUGAUAAUAAUUAUGAUUUAUUGAAACACAGUGAAAUACCUUAUGUCAUUCUAAUCAAAAAAUCAUAUUCAAAUAAACGUAGAAAAAAUAAACAAAGAAAUUGGAAAUUGUCAUCUUUAAAUAAAGAGAAAGAAAUUGAUAGUAAGAAGCAAGAUUUAUUGAAAAGUGAAAUGGAAUAUGAAUUGUUUUUAAGAGAAUUGGAAGAAGAUACUAAUGAUCAAAUGGAAGUUGACGAGGACAAUCUUGAGGAUGAUUUACCUGAAAUUGGUAUAGAAGAAUUAUUAGAAGAUCUCACUCUUGAAGAUUAA